Messenger RNA from Diachasma alloeum, 2016 nucleotides. RefSeq names its product laccase-4. The transcript has 9 exons. Lineage: Eukaryota; Metazoa; Arthropoda; Insecta; Hymenoptera; Braconidae. The coding region runs from base 97 to 1956 and encodes 619 amino acids. The record is from RefSeq and is a predicted model, not a curated record. Gene Ontology annotation, cellular component: plasma membrane. Gene Ontology annotation, molecular function: copper ion binding; oxidoreductase activity. Gene Ontology annotation, biological process: iron ion transport.
UCUUCGCGUGCUGCGCGCUGUUAUCACUCUUCAAGGAUUCUACAUUUUGCCUUUUUGAUUUUCAACAAAAGUGAAAAAUCGCGGGUGUUCACUAUAAUGUUUUUCAGAAUCGCCAUUUUCAUAGGUCUCGGCUCAGUUGUUGCAACAAUCAUUUAUUUGACACCCAUACCAGAACAAACGUUUUUGUCGUGCGACAGACCCUGCCAUCAUCUGGACUGGCCGAUGAUUUGUCGGGUGAAGUUGACAUUAGAACCUUUUCAUUCGCUCAGCAAGGCUUGUGGUAAUUGUUUGGUGAAUGAGACAUCGUGUUUAUCAAAACAUUGUGUCUCCGUUGAUGGCCAUCGGCGCGGAAUACUGACAGCCAAUCGGCAAUUACCAGGACCUAGCAUUCAGGUCUGCGAAAAUGACAUUUUGGUAGUCGAUAUCGUCAAUCGAUUGCCGGGAAGGGCAGCGACCAUGCACUGGCGAGGGCAGAAUCAGGUCGAGACUCCUUCUAUGGACGGCGUUCCCCUGGUCACCCAGUGCCCAAUACCAAGCUAUACAACUUUUCAAUAUAAAUUCAGAGCUUCCGUACCUGGAACCCAUCUUUGGCACUCUCACUCAGCGUCUGAUAUAGCCAAUGGUAUUUUUGGUUCAUUAAUCGUGAGACAAGCGGACGUGAGAGAACCGCAUCGUAAUCUCUACGAUGUAGACGAUCCCAGUCAUGUUAUUCUCAUCUCUCAGUGGCAUCACUCCAUUCAAUCUGAUUACGGUAUCAAUGACUACGGCGCAGCCAAGAAAUCGGCAUUGCUGCUAAUUAACGGAAAAGGUCGUCAGCCGCAUGACUCGAAAAUGCCAUUAUCAGUUUUUAACGUUAUCCCCGGCAAAAGACAUCGUUUUAGAAUAGCUCAUGCUGGUGGCACCGGCAUAUGCCCUGUUACAUUUUACAUUCACCAACAUUCGAUGCUACUCAUUGCCCUGGAUGGCCACCCCAUACAACCGAUGACGAUCGACAAAAUUACGCUGGCCAAUGGUGAAAGAGCAGAUUUUAUUUUGGAAACGACUGGCGGAAAGAAUGAUCGGUAUAAUAUCACCGUUCAGACCGUAAAAUCGUGCAGAAGGAGUUCGAUUAGUGGCUCGGCAAUAUUGAAAUAUCAAAUGCCAAAUUAUUUGAACGCAAUUGAUGAGCCUGCGAUCAUGAAAACAGCGAAUAAAAAAAAGAUGACGACCAAUCCGGCUGACGAGUGUCAGACAGCGGAGAAUAUUUGUGUGACCGAAGUUAAAGCACUGAAAACAUUGCCAGCGGCUUUGACCAAACCGAGAGCACAAGUGACGAUUUAUCUACCGAUUAAUCAACAAACACUUGUAUCGAAUAUUGCAGGGGAGGAUAUGAAGAGGCUGAGUAUGAAUAAUGCGAGCUUCAUAUAUCCCUCAUCUCCAUUGCUAACUCAAGGUGCAGAUGUACCCGAGGAUAUUUUGUGCUCUGGGGGUGAUCCCAAUCUGUCUAAUCACUGUAAAAAACAGGAAAAUGGAGGGACUGAGUGCGAGUGCGUCCAUUUGAAACGUAUUCCGCUGGGCGCCACUGUGGAAAUUAUCCUUUUAGAUCAAGCUGGGCGCGACGAUCUCAUCUAUCACCUUCAUGGAUAUCAUUUUUACAUUGUGGGUGCCAGGCAUUUCGGUAAAAGUGAAAGUCUCGAUGAUAUCAAAGAAAUGGACAGAAAUGAUGCUUUGUUUACCCGUAAUUUGGCUUGUCCACCACUCAAGGACACAGUGAUAGUACCAAAGUAUGGAGCAGUAGCAAUUCGAUUUAAGGCUGAUAAUCCAGGCUAUUGGAUGCUUCGUGAUGAGCACGCUCCUGAGUGGACGCGUGGACUAGACGUUAUUCUUCAAGUUGGUGAUACCACUGACAUGGUACCAGCGCCUCAAGAUUUUCCAAAGUGCGGAUCGUUCGUUGGACCUGAUUAUUUCCUCAUUUAAGAGCCCCUCUCACACAAUGAUAACUAAAAUGUCGCUGUAUAUAAUGUUUUUGUACAUAUU